GCUCUCGAGUUCUCGCGGUAUUUCGGGCCCUCUCGCGGGAGUAUCGUUGUGAAGGGCUGCAGCAGAGCUACAGGAUCCACCGGCAGAAUGGCGUUCACAUGUGACCAGUGUGGGAAGACGUGGACCAAGGCUUCAGCUCUCAAAAUCCACUACAGAAUUCACACAGGAGAAAGGCCAUACAGCUGUGACCAGUGUGGGAAGAAGUAUAAACAGUCUGGUAUACUCAAACAGCACAUGAGGAUCCACACAGGAGAGAAACCAUUUGAAUGUGACCAGUGUGGAAAUGCAUUCAUCAGUGCUUCAGCACUCAAAGAACACUACAGAACUCACACAGGAGAAAGGCCAUACAGCUGUGACCAGUGUGGGAGAGAGUUUAAAAAGUCUGGUAUACUCAAAGAACAUAUGAGAAUCCACACUGGAGAGAGGCCUUAUGAAUGUGACCAGUGUGAUAAGGCAUUUAAGCAGUCUGGUUCACUCAAACAACAUAUGAGAAUCCACACAGGAGAGAAACCAUUUGAAUGUGACCAGUGUGGAAAGGAAUUUAAACUUUCAGGUGCACUCAAACAACAUGUGAAAAUCCACACUGGAGAGAGACCAUUUGAAUGUGACCAGUGUGGGAAGGAAUUUAUACGGUAUGCUGUCCUCAAAGCACAUAUGAGAAUUCACACAGGAGAGAAGCCAUUUGAAUGUGACCAGUGUGGGAAGGAAUAUAAAUGGUCUGGUGCGCUCAAAGCACAUUUGAGAACCCACACGGGAGAGAGGCCAUUUAAAUGUGACCAGUGUGAGAAGCAAUUUAAAUGGUCUGAUAGCCUCCGUAAACAUAGGGGAACCCACACUGAAAAAUCAUACAUAUGUGUCCAAUGUGGGAAAGUGUUUUCUGAUUCAUCAUAUCUCAACCAACAUAUGAGAACCCACACAGGAGAGAAGCCAUUUGAAUGUGACCAGUGUGGGAAGGAAUUUACACAGUCUGGUUCACUCAAAUAUCACAUGAGAAUCCAUACGGGAGAGAAACCAUUUGAAUGUGACCAGUGUGGGAAGGAAUUUACACAGUCUGGUACACUCAAACAUCACAUGAGAAUCCAUACGGGAGAGAAACCAUUUGAAUGUGACCAGUGUGGGAAGGAAUUUACACAGUCUGGUUCACUCAAACAUCAUAUGAGAACUCACACAGAAGAGAGGCCAUUUGAAUGUGACCAGUGUGGGAAGGAAUUUAAACGGUCUGGUGCACUCAAAGUACACAUGACAACCCACACAGAUGAGAGGCCAUUUGAGUGUGGCCAGUGUGGGAAGAAAUUUACUCGUUCUGAAUUACUCAAACAACAUAUGAGAAUCCACUCAGGGGAGAAACCAUUUAAAUGUGACCAGUGUGAGAAGCAAUUUAAAUGGUCUGAUAGCCUCCGUAAACAUAUGAGAACCCACACCGAAAAAUCAUACAUAUGUGUCCAAUGUGGGAAAGUGUUUUCUGAUUCGUCCAGUCUGAAUAAACACAUGAGCGUUCACACCUGGCUCAGACUAUACGAGUGUGACCAGUGUGAAAAGACUUUCACAACAUCACAGCAGCUCUCCAGUCACUACCGAACGCACACAGGAGACAAACCAUAUGACUCUGACGAGGGGGAAGGCUUUAAGACCUAUGAGGAACCAUCUGAAACAUCUCCAAAUCUUCCAGAUGGACACACUAAUGGAGACAGAGCUGCUGAGGCUGGAUCAUGUGAGCCUAAAGUCAGACUCAAAAAGCUCCAGAUCAGACUUCAGAGACUCCAGACUGUGGAGCUCAACUCUGUGUAGAGUCAACAUAUCUUUUUUGGAUUUGGACUUUUACAUUUUUGUAAUUGUUUUUUUUUUUUUUUACAUAAAGCUUGAGGUUUAAUCUUUUCAAGAAUACUGUUGUAAAAAUUUCAAGUGAAAGGUAAAAUAAAGUGUUUUAGAUCAACU
Molecule: messenger RNA, 1935 nt
Organism: Periophthalmus magnuspinnatus
Lineage: Eukaryota; Metazoa; Chordata; Actinopteri; Gobiiformes; Gobiidae
Product: zinc finger protein 420-like
Exons: 2
Coding region: 88-1788 (566 amino acids)
Biological process (GO): regulation of DNA-templated transcription
Molecular function (GO): RNA polymerase II cis-regulatory region sequence-specific DNA binding; DNA-binding transcription factor activity, RNA polymerase II-specific
Source: RefSeq, a predicted model, not a curated record